This is a messenger RNA of Ananas comosus (pineapple), 2188 nucleotides long. RefSeq lists its product as uncharacterized. Gene Ontology annotation, biological process: calcium ion transmembrane transport; intracellular calcium ion homeostasis. The record is from RefSeq and is a predicted model, not a curated record. Bases 74 to 1873 code for a protein of 599 amino acids. NCBI's taxonomy places the organism in Eukaryota, Viridiplantae, Streptophyta, Magnoliopsida, Poales, Bromeliaceae. Gene Ontology annotation, cellular component: membrane. Gene Ontology annotation, molecular function: calcium:proton antiporter activity; calcium ion binding. The transcript has 7 exons.
AACUGACUCAAUUAGAUUCGCGUAUCGCUCUCCUUGUCACGCCACUCCGAUUCCCACACCCCCCCCACCUCUCAUGGCGUGGCGAAGCAAAUCCUCGCCUCUCCCUCUUCCCCUCCUCCUCCUCUUCCUCGUCUCCCUCCUCCUUCCCAUCGCCAUUAGAGGCGCCGAAGCGCGCUCGAUCUCGCGCCCCGUCGCUCUAGGCUCCGAUCCCUCUCUCUCCGAUGGGAUCGACACCCCUCAUUCCUAUUCCCGAUCCCGGUCCGUCCCUCUCCUCCGCCUCCUCACUCGGAGCGAGGGAUCGAGGGGUUUUAGAGCUUCGGAGGAGGGUUGCGAGCAAACGUACGGGUUCCUCCCCUGCACGACGACGGUGGUGGGGAACCUGUUCCUGGUGGUGGUCUACGGGUUCCUAAUGUUUAAGGCCGCGACGUACUUGUCCGCGGGGUGCGAGAUGCUCCUCGAGAUCCUGGGGCCCGGGAUCGUCGGCGGCCUCUUCCUCCCCAUCCUCGGGGCUCUCCCUGAUGCCAUGCUCAUUCUCGUCUCUGGUCUAUCUGGGAGUAAAGAAACUGCUCAAAGUCAGGUCCUUAUUGGAAUGGGACUGCUCGCUGGUUCAACUGUCAUGCUUCUGACAUUACUAUGGGGAUCUUGUAUCGUUGUUGGCAAGUGCGAUCUUUCCGAGAAUUUGACCUCCGUUGAUUCACAGGAUACAAAAGGUUUCAGUCUCUUUGGGUCUGGUGUUACAACUGAUCUACAAACUAGCUAUGCAGCAAGAAUCAUGGCCAUAUCAAUACUUCCGUUCAUCAUUGUCCAACUGCCAAAAAUUUUCAAGUUUCCUUCUGGGCAGCGGUUAACAGUCUUGCUUUCUCUUAUUGUGGCAGUUGCACUUGUGCUUUCAUACUGCCUGUAUCAGAUCUUUCAACCAUGGAUUCAGAGGAGAAGACUAGCAUAUGCAAAGCAUAAGCAUGUAAUAUCUGGAAUUCUAAGACAUGCUCAAAUGGAAACCCUUGGACGGCUACUUUAUGAUGAUGGAACACCUAAUGUUUCUAUAAUUAAAAAAUUAUUUCAUAAAAUAGAUUUGGAUGAAAAUGGAUUAAUAUCACGUGCAGAGCUGCGAGCAUUUAUCAUUGGAAUUCAAUUUGAAGAGAUUGACUUAGAUAGGGAUGAUGCUGUAGAUAAAGUAAUGGACGAAUUUGACACAUCAGGCAAUGAUAUUAUUGAAGAAGAGGAAUUUAUUCGGGGAAUUUGCAAAUGGCUUGAAGAGGCUAAACGUUCUAUUACUUUUUCUGGUGCUUACUCCAAGAGGUUCUUGCAUGACUUUCAUAUGAAAACACGGGAUGAACAUAACUUGUUGCUGGAUAAGGGUGAUGAGGUCGUAGAAAAUGUUGAUAACCCCGCCUGGACCUGCUUUAAAGCCAUCUUACUUGUGCUCCUGGGAACUGUUAUGGCAGCCAUAUUUGCGGAUCCACUUGUCGACGCUGUUGACAAUUUUUCGCUUGCAACGAGUAUACCUUCCUUCUUCAUUUCUUUCAUUGCAAUGCCAUUGGCUACAAACUCAAGUGAGGCUGUCUCAGCAAUUAUUUUUGCUUGCAGAAAGAAGCAACGUACUUCUUCCCUCACAUUCUCCGAGAUAUAUGGUGGGGUAACGAUGAACAACACGCUCUGUUUGGCCGUGUUCUUGGCCCUGGUUUAUUUAAGGCAUCUGACGUGGGAUUUCUCAUCCGAGGUACUUAUAAUUCUAAUUGUCUGUAUCGUGAUGGGCCUGUUCACUAGCUUCCGGACCACAUUCCCACUAUGGACUUGCUUCGUGGCCUUCCUGCUCUACCCACUGUCUCUCGUGAUCGUCUACGUUCUUGACUUCAUUUUCGGCUGGUCGUAGGCUUUUUGUGGUUCAAUAAUUUGAAGACCUAUCUUGUCUGGUACUUUGUUCAAACUCCUUCCUCUUUCCUUUUGUCUGCAUCUGUUGUGUUCUUAUUGAAUAACUAUUGUAGAGAUGAAUCUUGUUACGCAGUUCUGCAGUUCUUUGUUGCCGACUUUUUGGUUUGAGUUCUAUUUAACCGGGGACUUUAAUCUAGAAGCUAUUACUGUAAUCAAGUAUUCUCAAACGUUUGUUGCAAUGCUUGCUGCUGGAGAGUUUUUGUGAAUCCCUCUGUUAGAACUCCAUAAAGUGAAUCAGGUUUCGGAUGUUCUUCAA